Siniperca chuatsi (mandarin fish) is the source of this 4589-nucleotide messenger RNA. It is a transcript of the gene sh3bp2, whose product is annotated as SH3-domain binding protein 2. Lineage: Eukaryota; Metazoa; Chordata; Actinopteri; Centrarchiformes; Sinipercidae. The record is from RefSeq and is a predicted model, not a curated record. Gene Ontology annotation, biological process: signal transduction. The transcript has 13 exons. The coding region runs from base 660 to 2669 and encodes 669 amino acids. Gene Ontology annotation, molecular function: SH3 domain binding.
UCUGAUUCUAAUGCAAUCAUAUCUAAUGUCAGCCUGCCAGUCAGUGCAUGUCAAGGUCACUUUACACAUAAAGCCGGUGUGUUUCAGUAUGCUGAGUAGACAAACAAUCGUUCCUGCAGGUUUUUAUCUCAGUGAAAGGGAGUGGAUUUUGGCAAGAAAUCCUGGUAAAUGUGACAUUCUUCAUUCCUGGGCUUCACACACACACACACACACACACACACCCUCCUUCUCUCUCCCUCUGAGGUCAGUAGAUGCUGUUGAUAGACUGGAAGUUACACGUAAACACAUUAGAUGAUGAAGAACUUCACUUUGGAUGUUUAUUUUGACAACUGCUCUCUCACACACACAUUACAUGGAGCCUUGAAACCCAGCAAAAUGACUCAGGACAUUAUGUGUUUCCUGUCUGAACUCAACGUGUGUGUGUGUGUGUGUUAAUGUAGAAAUGUGUGUGAAUGCGUUUGCAUAAGUACACUUGCUCAGUUUGAGUGUGUUUAUGCGCGAGGGAGAGCGAGAGAGAUAGAAAUCAACAAAGGCAGCCAGAGAGAGAGAGAAAGAGAGAUCAGCAGUAACUGAAAAAGCAUCAGAGAGCGAAAUGAAAAGAGAGUGUGAUCAGAGGAGGCAGAAAACCAGACAGACAAAUCCCUCUCAGUUUGGAUCUGAUGAGACGCAGCAGUGAGUCCACUGAGGACAGAAAGACAGCAACAAGUUUGAGUCCAGUCGGCUGUCUGUUCGACAUCUCUGUCAUGGAGCUAUUGCCGGCGUUAGCAUCCACAGUGUUAGCCUCCACAGUCAGCCUGCUGAGGGAGAGCGCUGCUGUUCAGAGCAUCAACAAGAGGCUCAACAGGAGAACCAUGUCGUCUCCAGAGGUGUGUUGGCCGGUGCCGAUGCGAGCCAUCGGGGCUCAGAACCUCCUCACCAUGCCAGGAGGAGUUUCCACAGCAGGAUACCUCCACAAGAAGGGAGGCAGCCAGUUCAGCCUCAUGAAAUGGCCUCUGAGGUACACCAUCAUCCACAAGGGCUGUGUGUACUACUUUAAGAGCAGUACCUCUCCUGCACCACAGGGGGCGUUCUCUCUCAACGGCUACAAUAGAGUGAUGAGAGCAGCAGAAGAGACAACGUCCAGUAAUGUGUUUCCUUUUAAGAUCGUCCACUUCAGUAAGAAGCACAGGACGUGGUUUUUCUCUGCAGCUAGCGAGGACGAGAGGAGGAAAUGGAUGCGAUACCUGCGGAGGGAGAUAGAUCACUAUAACGACAGAAAGGAGUGCCACAUUCCAAGCGACUCAGAUUCGGAUACUGACAGUUUCUAUGGCACAAUUGAGAAGCCGAUGGAUAUUAAACACCCCAUGGAUAACGCAGAAGAUGAUUAUGGUGAGGAUGAUGAUGAUGACGAUGAGGAAGACUAUCUGAAGCCAGACAGUGACUGUUCGCCAACAUCUACAGGUCGACCCACGGGGCCGCCCCCCUCCUACCCUCCUCCCCCAGUGCCGGCAGCAUUCCACCUCCGUCAAGACUCCACUCCAGGUUUUUACAAAGGACCACCUCCUCCCCUCCCGUCGCCACACAGAAUCCCAAACAGCCCGCUACCCAAAAAACCCUCGCCCUCUGCCCCCCCUCCCUCCAUACUAAAAGAACCCAAAGAACCCCCUCCACCUCUCCCCUUUGCCCCACACCUGCACAAGUCCUUCUCCUCUGCCCCCCCGCCUCCUCCUCCCCCCAUUGCAAAGAGAACUCUUCAGAGCUGGACGACAUCCGCGGGGAAGCCCGGGAACGACAAGAGAGACUGGAGGCCUCUGCCAGCUCUAUCGGUCCAAUCCCCCGCCACUCUGCCCAUCUGCGACCAAUUAGAGACCAGGAUGGCCCUAAACGGUCCCCAUCAGCACUCCCUUAGUGCUGGAGGGAGCCAAUCGCUGGGCCACAACCACCACGGGGUGUUGAGAAACCACCGCAUCAAGCCGAGCCAACCGACUCCUCAUUCCACGAAUAUUGGAGGGCCCACCCUCAGACCUGUGAUAUCAGACUCCCUGUCCCUCAACCAGACGUCCUCCAGUCACCCACCACUGCCUGGCCAACCUCCGCUCUCUCCACUACUUAAAACUGGACUACACAAUAAGCCAGGGAUACCCAAACCUCCUACACCAACAGGCAAACCCCUGCUGCCUGCAGCCAAGUCCAAGCAGCCUGCAUCCCCAUUUCAAAGAGCUUCUCCAGAAGGCCAGAGCUUUCGUUCAUUGGGAGAAGAGAUGCCAGCAGAGUUCAGGAAGAAACCAGACCCGCCCAAACACAGCAAACGAGACGAGUCUGAUGACGACUAUGAGGAUGUGCAGCUGCCAGAAUGUGUCUUCAUUGAUACAACUGAAACCAGCUUUGUAGAAAAGUUAUUCAAGGAGAGCCCCACCCCUCCACAGGACGGACUGUACGGCAUCAGAAACUCAGGAACCAAAACCGCAAGGGUGCUGGUGGUGUGGGACGUCGGUAUAGGCAAAGCCAGAAACUACCGACUGUUUGCAGAGGAGGACCGAAUUUUUCUGGACAGUGAAGUGACCUUCCCCAGUCUGUCAGCUCUGAUCGAACACUACUACACCCAUCCUCUUCCUCACCACGGCUCGCUCUGCCUGCAGAAGCCCUACACAAAGACACUGAGCACAAUCAACUUACAAAAGUACAACUGAAACCAAUGUACGCAGACGCAAAGAAGAACAGAGGAGGGGCUUCUCUGCAACAGAAAUCCAUCUCCGUCAAUGACACAUGGAGAUAAACUCACUCGCACAGAUUAAAUAACUGUCACAUUAUAAUAAAAACGGAUCACACCUCUCACUGUUCACUGGAGAAGAAAACAGACUGUGUUUCGCCUGUUGCUGCACCAGAAUGCACCAUGAAGCUUAGAAACCAGAAAGAAACCAUUAGCAAUCAACAGUUUAUGGAACAUUAUUUAACUUACUUUAAGGCAAACUAGACUCCUAUCUUAACACAGCAAGCCAUACUAAUCCUCUUUGUGCACUGAAAACAAGUGCAAGUGACAAGUUACUGUCAAUAUAAUAUAAUAAUAUAAUAUUUUUUGAAAGAUCCCUGCUGCUUUCUGCAAGCUGAAGAAUCGCUGUGAACGGGAAAGUGUGAAAUGACAGUGAUGAAGCACAAUCCAAGAGCCAGUCCGGCCGGGCACAUGGAGGUGAUGUAUUUUGUCCACGGAGGGGCGCUGUGACACCAAAUGACAGCAAAAAAAGAACUCAAUCCAGCUUUAGAUCCAGGUUCAGGUGGGAUCCUGGGAAUCUUCCUUUGGGUCUGUCCUAACGCCCACACUUGCUGUACUUGCGAGUCCCUGCUUGUGUGACAUAUUUCAACUGCCAAGUGCUUAAGCGCGUUGACAUUUAUUAGAACUCACUGUGACACAGUGAGACCAUCUCGUCACUCAUGACAACACACUGCUCGAUCAAGCUCAGAUGGUUUUAUUUUAUUCUCAUAUAAAGGACAUCAACCAUACAGUAUUACAGUUACAUUCAGAGGACAGUGAAAAACAAACUCAGAUUCAGUAACUCUGAAUUAUCUACUGCAGAAGCACAUCAGCCUACUGUAUGUAAAACAGACAAUACCUACUGUUAUAGUACUAUUAUACUAUAUUAUGGCUUAUGGUUUCUUUUUCGGAAAGGCUUUCUCAAAAUCACAAAUAUAUAUAUUUAAUAUUUCUUUUUGCAAUGUCAGAUAUGCGCUAUAAGUCUCAUCAAGAUGAAUAGAUUUUUGAUAUUAAGAGAUAACCAUCUCUGGAGGUUUGGCCAUAACUGCAUUGGACAGGAAUAAUAUUCAGGUUGAAUCCAACAUGUCAUAAAGUUCAACUUGUUUAUGUCUGUUGAUUGUUGUCAGUCCUAAAACUAACUGGUGGAUACUGCCAACAACUGAAGCCAUACUAGGACAGUGUGCAAGUGUUUAAGUGAACUGCAUGUUGACGUUUUUCAGACAUGGGACACACUUGCCUUCUAGCUGGUGGCACAUGGCAAACUCUUAAGUGAUCAAGACCAAUAGUAUGGGUAUUGGAACACACGUUGUCUUAUUUUCUCAUCGUGUGCCCCAAGACCAUUCAAAUCUGGCCAGUUUCAGGACCAAAUGACACAAAGACCUGAAGUAAUUGUGAUUUCUGACUCCCAAGGACUCUCAACACUGUAGAUCGCUCCCUUUAAUUUUUCUAUUUUACUACAUUAGAAACAGUACAGCAUUUUUUUUAGCUUGAACUGACUCUUGUCAUGUUUUGCUGUAUUUUUCUAAUGUAAUAAGAUAGAAAUUUUAAAUGGAGCGUUCCACAGUGUUGCGAGUCCUUGGAAGGUAGAAAACAUCUCACUUACUAACAAGAAAUAAAACCAGACCAUAACUGGUGCAACAUGUCAGACUGAACGUGAAGAAAUCCGAAUUUUAUUUGUUCUCAGGUGCCAAAAUGUUGACAUUCAGCAAAUACAGUUUGUACAGCACUGACUUUAAUGUUGUAAAUCACUCUCUAUUUAUAUGUAAAUCCUGUAUGUACUGUAAAAAUCAUGUCUGUAAAAAUGUAAAUAUAUUGUUUUCUACAGAAAUAUAUGCUGAGAAUGUAUAAAGGAUUACGCAGA